CGUCAAUGUUACCAGCACUUGAGGACAUAAUACAGCCAGCUAUCUCACUUGUACGGGAUUUUCGUGACUUCAGAACCCAUGCAGUGUAUACAGUAGUAAUAUUGGGAUAAACAAGAAGUUGUUUCCGUCAUUUUCUGUGUGAGGAAAGACCACAGGAACAGGAAAAAUAAGGUUGAGUGAGGAGGGUCGCGCCGGGCUGUGGUGGCAGCGUUGUGAUGGCCGCAGCGGCAGCCUGACGUGAGUGUAGCUGUUGUUGAGUCUGCACCAUGGCCGCCGCGCCCGCCGUCGCUAUGAAAGACCCCAGGACUUUCUUUACACAGGGCACAGCCGCUCAGUUUGACUAUGUGUUCAACUUAUACGAGGAGGCGGUGAAACUGAAGGCAGAGCAGAAAAAUAAGAAGCCUGAGGAGUUCUUAAAGCUGGACAAAUGGUACCAGAAGGAGCUGCCCAUGAGGAUAAAGGCUCGGGGGAAGGAAGCUCACCUCACUCAUGAAGAGUUAUGUCUCUGUAUGAAGUGGAAACUCUCGCGAGGAAAAUUUUCUCCAAGAUUAAAAGAUUUAAUUCAAAUGAACACCCCUCGCCUCUGUAUUUCUGAAACCAAAAAAGCUUUCCGCCAGCUGAUGAAGAGAGAAGACCUACUAUCUGCCAUCCAAGCCUUAUGUAACCUGAAAGGUGUUGGUCCAGCAAUGGCCUCCACAAUCUUGACAGCUGGCAACCCCGAGCUCUGUGGCUUCAUGGCCGAUGAGUGCCUCUUGGCAAUCCCUGAAAUAGAAGGUAUUGACUACACUACAAAAGAACUCCUCAACUUUGUAGAACAAUUGAAAGCAGCAGCUAAUAGAUUAAAUAGAGAAGGUUCUGAACAUCAGUGGAACCCUCACAAGGUUGAAAUGGCACUGUGGGCUCAUUUUGUGCUUGGAGAGCUGAAGAAGGAGUUGCUUGAUGGAAUGCCUGGGGGAUCCAGUGUUACCCCAGCUCCAUCCUCCGCACAGCAGCCAGCAGAGAAUGGAGACACACAAUCCCAGUCACCACAGAAGACAAAGAAUGGAGACUCAAACCCAGAAGAGAGCAAUGACUCCAUGGAUUCUGCCUUUGCUAAUAAGGAAAAUCUAACUGCAAACACCAAUGGCACCUCAGAUGCAGAAAAUAGCAGAGCUUCUGUCAUUUUAAAUUGUGAGGACACCAAUGACUCUGUGGCAGUGUCUGAGGCACCUAGUGAGGCUCUUUCUGAGGCACCCAGUGAGCCUGUGUCUGAAGCCCCCAGUGAAACCAUCAGUGAGUCUGACACCCAAGACAUCCCUGGCACUGCCACCUCCACCCACCCCACAGAUAGCACUGAUGAACCAGCACAGAAGAAAGUUAAGGUGGAUGAAUAGUAUGUGAAGUGUGGAAACUUGUGUACUCUGGUAACACCUGUAUGUGGAGUGAGGUGGCUUGCAUAUUAUAUUACCACCUGAAUGUGGGGUGCAAUGGUCUGCAUACUAUUACACCACCUGAAUGAAGACUGCGGUGGUUUGUGCAUUCUUUUACCAGUUUUCAUGUCCGAAUGUUCCCCCUUCUCCCCCAUUCUCUCUCUCUCUCUCUCUCUCUCUCUCUCUCUCUCUCUCUCUCUCUCUCUCUCUCUCUCUCUCUCUCUCUCUCUCUCUCUCUCUCUCUCUCUCUCUCUCUCUCUCUCUCUCUCUCUCUCUCUCUCUCUCUCUCUCUCUCUCUCUCUCUCUCUCUCUCUCUCUCUCUCUCUCUCUCUCUCUCUCUCUCUCUCUCUCUCUCUCUCUCUCUUGCUUUCUCUCUCUCUCUCUCUCUCUCUCUCUCUCUCUCUCUCUCUCUCUCUCUCUCUCUCUCUCUCUCUCUCUCUCUCUCUCUCUCUCUCUCUCUCUCUCUCUCUCUCUCUCUCUCUCUCUCUCUCUCUCUCUCUCUCUCUCUCUCUCUCUCUCUCUCUCUCUCUCUCUCUCUCUCUCUGGAUGGGCCCAGGAACACUGCCAGGGCUCUUAUAGGGAUGUAACACUGUUGUGACUCAGUCUGACCCACCAACCAACCUGCAUCCAGAAGUUUGAAUCCCCCACCCAUGUGCACUCAUGUAGCAUACAUUCCAAGAGUUUUUAUCAUGAAGAGAUACCUAUUUUCUACAUACGUUCCUUUGUACAUCUUGUUUGACAUAGCAAUGGUUUGAUGCAAUGAAUCCUUGAUUAGGUUUCUAGUUCCCUCCUAACAGCUGAAUGACAAUCAUCCACUUGCAAAUUGAGAGAUUGUCAUUUUUGGCAUUUGUAGCAGGAUGAAUUGAUGUAUUUUAAUUAUGACAUGAUGGAACAAAGUUGUGAGCUAUUCAUCUCAUCAAGAAUUCAUAUGUUUGACCAUCUACAUAGUUCAGCUGUGCCUCUGGAGGGGUGUUUUCUCUGCAUACCCAGCUGAGGAUGUAGACUACCCUUAAUUGAGUGUUUUAUUUACAGUUUGUAUUUUUUAUAUGUAUACAUAAGUAUUUUAACCACUUUUGUCAUUUUAUGAAGUCUGCGCAGGGUCGGGUGGAUUUUAGGUGGUGCAACACAUUUGUAUGCAUCAUGUUCAUUGCACUAAGGAUUUUUUCCCACUUAACUGUCCACUGCCACUCAGUGAUUACUGUCACAUCAUUCAUUACCAUUUGUAAUUAUAUUCAAAGGUUUAAAUAAUGGCAGAAAAUUUCUUGACAUUUUUAAGAAUUGCACUAUCACAACAGUGUUACAACGUCCAGGACCCCACAUCACCAGGAAUUAGUCUCAGUAGGCCUUGCACAGUGAGUUCUUGCCUGACUAAAUUUUUUGUUGUAUUUAUUUUCUGCAAAUUGAGUGAAGAAUGGGCCUGGGGAACGUUUCCUGAGUUUUAAACAAUUAGUUAUUAGGGCACUUUUUUUGUUGCAAUUUGGGAAAGGAAAAUGAACAAAAUGUUAAGCAAGGACUUACUGGAUUUACACCAUUGGAUUAUUUUAUUUACCAUUGGCUUAUUUCAAUGAUCUUAGAUAUUACAAGAAUUUGUAUUUAAUCAAUUUUUGGAGUGUUAGUAUAAUUGAUUCAUGCUCCUUGUAUUUCAUCUUUCAUAAACAUGUACUUUUGGGUAUGUUUUGUUUGGUAUUACAAAUGUCAAGGAAUUUCGUAUGGGUACAGUAAUUUUGGGGAUCCCUCACUCAUUCUGCUCCACACCAACUUUCAGGUCUCUGCAAUAAGCAUGAAUGUAUAAUAAUUUAGCCAGAGCAUAGCUGCACGUCACUAAUUUGCAAUGUUCAGAGACAAUUUGGGUGACAGGAAAAUGACAAGAUGAUGGCAAGCAUUGAUGGCAGUGAAUAAGGUUUGCUAAGUGACUGCGGUAAGAGACCAAGUGGCGAGACUUUAGUUUGUAAGAGGUUAAAACACAUCUAUGGUUUGUUUGAACGAUCUUAAGUUUCUAGGUAAUCUAGUGCAUUACCUUUUCAUCAAAAUCAGAAAUUUGAAUUGAACCUCUUGAAAUAUCAACCCAAAGCUAUCUAGAUGGCUAGAUAAAUGGUAAUAACAUCUUAUCCUUUUGACAAUCUAAGGUUUAAGAAAUUUGAGUAAUAAGGAGUAAUUUAAGGUGUCAUUUUAUAAGGGAUUUUCUUAUAUUUAAAAUGAUGACUGAAGAAUAUAUUUUUUCUUUUGAUGUACAAACUUUUCAAGUGAGUGAGGAAGAAAACAUUGGAGCACCCAUUUUGCUAUGUAUACAUGGCAUCCUUAUGCUGCUCCACACCUCAGGCUGCCCCUCCGCUAUACAUCUCUAUUUAUUCAAGUUCUGUAUUUAUUUUCAGUUUUACUUCCCAGUAAAUAUUGUAUUUUUGUGACUGGUACUGCAUUCUUUUGUAGAACAAGGGCUAAAUAUUGGCAUAUAAUACAAUGCCAGCUCCAGCUGUGAGGGAGACAUUGAGCGGGUCAUAGUAAGCUAUUCAAUUCAGGUGGAGGAAGGUUGUGCACCUUUGAUGGGAAGAUAGGUCUGAUGGAGGGGUGUUUGAAAAGCAUUCAUGCCAUUACCAGAGGCUUCAGCAGCCAGGCAAGUUGCAUAUUAGUGCCUCAUGGACUUUAUGUCAGCAAGGAAAGAAGUUGGCAGAGGAUCUUAUUAUUUUUUUAUUAAUUAUUUAUUUUAUUUGUAUUUAUUAUUUUUAGCAGGUCCCAUGCUGACUCCCCUUCAUUCCUUCCCCAAGACUAUCACUUAACAUUCCCCUUCUCUUCGUUACUUUACUCUUCUUCAUUUGCACCUCAUUCCCUGUAACAUUUCCUCCCUUGCCUUUUCAUGGCAAGGAGCCAUGGAACUGCCCAGAUAUUUGCUUGUCCUGCCUGCUGGGUGUGAUUUACAUGCCAUUAUUAUUUUGCAAUCAUUUGAACCUAAGCAGUAUGUCUACAAGCUGCCAUUAAUCAAAGUUUGUUUUACUACUUGUGAAGUGUAAAUAAGCACAUUAGAAGCCACAGUACACUCAAGUUGGAGCAUAGGGAUUUAAUUCACCAGAAUCUUUGAUUUGGGGCUUUACUAGUUAAGUUUUAUUAAUGACUGUAGUUUGACCAUUAAACUUAUGGAUGGUAUUUAAAAAAUAAAAUUUUAUUUCUUCACAAUGAUUAGUUUAUAGUGUGGGUUGGAAGACUUCUGGCUUCUCUGGCUCCAUUAAGCUCUGUCACUUUCCUCCCAUAAAGAUAUCCUGCCUUGUAUAGUCCCAUGAAAAAAUGCUUAUUUUUCUAUGUCAGAUCAUGAGAGGACGGCAGCAAGAGCACCGUCCCAGCAGCAUAACCCAAGCUCUGUCUCCUGACCCCUUGCCCUUCCCAACCUGACCCUCUCUCCCGCUCUGCCCUGCCCACUCCCUAUCACCAAACCCUGGGAGAUCAUUGAUCAUUGUGGGUCUGGAAAUCAUCAUCAUCAUCAUUGUAGGUAGUUGUAGGUGUCAUUAUUAUUUAAUCAGUAGACUUGCACACAAAUACCUGAACUUCAGGCCUUAGGGCUGUACAGCUGUGCUUCCCUGGCCUUACUUCAACCAAUUAUUACUGAACAAUGAAAACCUUAUUAUUAAUGAAUAAUAAAUAAAUAAAAAAAAUAAAAAAAACUGGAGUGAAUGCUACCACAGAUAUGGCCUUACACAACAGGAAGAUUUGGUGUUUUAGUAUAUUCUAUUUCAGUUUUAAUGUGAUAGAAUUAGUUCAAAUAAAGGAUUCACACCAGAA
Eriocheir sinensis (Chinese mitten crab) is the source of this 5177-nucleotide messenger RNA. RefSeq lists its product as uncharacterized. The coding region runs from base 267 to 1373 and encodes 368 amino acids. Lineage: Eukaryota; Metazoa; Arthropoda; Malacostraca; Decapoda; Varunidae. The transcript is spliced from 6 exons. The record is from RefSeq and is a predicted model, not a curated record.